CGCAGGGCUACGCUGCGUACGUUAGUCCUACGCUGUCAGCGGAGUUCAACGGCGGUGUAGUGAAGAACAGCGGUCACGUGGUGUCCCAUUCGGCGCGUUGCUGGCUGAGUAGUGAAGUGUUUGAAGAUGAGUGUGUCCAUAGACGUGACAGUGCAGGAGGGCGAAGGAAGCAGUGACCCGGCGGUCGACCUUGCAGUGUUCCUGUGCCGCAAAUGUAAAUUACCGCUGGGGGACACCGGAGACUGGGUGGAGAAGGCGGAGAACGGCGACAUCCUGCUGAGCGCUGUUACAGAAAAUGUGAAAAUUGACGUGAACAAGGCAGUUUCUUCAUUUAUUCAUGAUGCUUACAGCACUGUGCAGACUCUUCAGUGUAAAGGCUGUAAGUCAAUUGUUGGAGCAUUGUAUAUAGCUACACCAGAACAUCUGGACUACAAGCGUGAUUUGUUCAUCUUAAACACAAGUGUUCUUAAUUGUUAUUUCUUUGCCAAUGCUCACAAACAAAGAGCAAAAAUAAAUCAAACGUCAGUAAACCUGCCAACUAUUCGCUAUAUGGAUGAAAAACUGAAAAAGUGCAAACAACUGUUUGGCGCAUGCGAAAGAGAGGUCACAGAAAUGGAAAAGAAGCUAUUCCAAUCUUCUGAGAACCCAUAGGAAUGCAAUGUGUAGUCAAGUCAGAGUCCGUACUGUAUAUUGUUUAAUUAGUAUAUGUAGCUUUUAUUUGUUGGAAAAUUGAUGCAAUCCACAUGAAUAUACAUAACCAAAAAAGUUUAAACUUUGAGGUUAAUGCACAUGCUUGGUUUUGUUGAAAAAAUGUGAGUAAAUGGGUCAAAGCAACCAGAUGAACCAAAGAACAAGCAUUUGCUCGUUUGUUAGCUGGUCACUGGCCCUAUUACAAAGGGCGAUGUUGGAUAUUUGGUGAAUUAUCGUCCCGUGUGAUAGGACCCUAACUUAUUGUUUAUUGAUGUGAUGAACAUGACAGAACUAAGAAGGCUUUCUGUCUGCCUGAGCCACCGGCAGGUAUGAAUUCUGGAACUUCAGUCUCCCUACAGUUAAGGGUACAUUCCCACACGGCGUAUUUGUUGCUGCGUAUUUUAUUUUCCCUGUUGAAGUCAAUGGGUAGGAAAAUACGCAGCACCAAAUAUGCAGCAAAUACGCAGCAAAAUACGCCACGUGGGAAUGCACCCUAAAUGUCAUGAAAAGGGAGAACCCCUCUAGCCAUUAUUUUAGAAAGUACUUAAGCGUGACAUGUCCUUCUUGACAUUAAAGAGGUAUUCCCAUCUGCAGAAGAUAUCGCAUCAUUCAUAUUGAAGACAUUUUCUCCCUGUUUUCUGGAUAAAGGGGCGUCCCAACAUUUGGGCCCCUUUGAUUUGCUUGUUGUGCCCUAUCCAGUGGCUAAAGAAUAACUUCUGCAGAUAUAAAUACCCAUUUAAGCACUGAUAUUGCACUAUGUUAGGUUGUAUAAGUAUACAGACAGCAUUAAAUAUAUUAGAUAUAUGUUGGCUAAACCACUCUUUGGCCAACAACUGUCUGUUGGCCCCAUUAGAGAUGAGCGAACUUACAGCAAUUUGAUUCGUCACAAACUUCUCGGCUCGGCAGUUGCUGACUUUAGC
Molecule: messenger RNA, 1610 nt
Organism: Hyla sarda
Lineage: Eukaryota; Metazoa; Chordata; Amphibia; Anura; Hylidae
Product: protein Mis18-alpha-like
Exons: 5
Coding region: 127-651 (174 amino acids)
Biological process (GO): chromosome segregation; CENP-A containing chromatin assembly
Cellular component (GO): chromosome, centromeric region; nucleus; chromatin
Source: RefSeq, a predicted model, not a curated record